AAUUAUCAACUAAUGAACUUGAAAUUAUUAAAAAACCUAACAAUAGAAAAAAUGCUGGAAGAAAACCUGCAAAUAAUGAUGAUAAACUUGCACAAGAAAAUAAAAAAGCAUAUAAUAAUCGUGUUGCACAACGAGUAUACCAAACCAAUAAACAAAAAAAGAUUAAUGAAUUAGAAAUUAAAGUUAAAGAAUACAAAGAUUUUAAUGAAAGAUUAAUGAUGGAUUAUAAUACAUUAAAAGAAAGUAAUGAAAGAUUAAAAGAAAGUCAUGAAAAUAUAGAAAAAGAAUAUAAUCUAUUAAAACAGAUUAAUUCUAACGAAGAAUGUAGAAUUGAGAUCAUGGAAGAUGUAGAAGAAAAUAGUAUUACGGAUGUUCAAAAUAAUGUUUAUCAUAAUAAGAUUAGUUCAAUAGAAGUAAAUGAUGGAAAUAUCGAUUUAGGCAUUACAAAGAUUAACGGAAAUUUCAGGGUUUUUUUUAGAUAA
Cetraspora pellucida is the source of this 482-nucleotide messenger RNA. NCBI's taxonomy places the organism in Eukaryota, Fungi, Glomeromycota, Glomeromycetes, Diversisporales, Gigasporaceae. The record is from the annotation of a GenBank genome assembly.